GUGUCUGCAGAGCAUCCAUAAAAGUGAAGAGAGGGAGGCUGUUUUUGUCGGCUGCCACGAUGCGACUGGUCAGCCUGCAGCAGCGGGCGCGGCGUGCGGCGGAACCGGAGGAGGAAGCCCCGCCUCCUCCGCCCCCACCGCCGCCCGUCCACAAGUCCACCCACAACUUCAUGAACAUGAAGAACAAGUUCUUCAAUGAGCUGGACCACCUUCCCAUGCCCAUGUGGGCCAUCGGGGCCAUAGUGGUGGUGGUGCUGGCCCUGGUGGGUUGCUUUGCCUUUUGCAUCUAUAAGAAGUGCAUGGGAGGGAAAAAGAAAGGGAAGAAAGUCCGUGAGAGAAAGGGUGGUGGACGCAGACGGAUGAAGAAAGAGACUGAAGGCGAAGGGGAGGAAGAGAAGAAAGAGGGAGAAGAGGGGGAGAAGGAGUUCUAUGGCAAGCUUGAGUAUUCACUGGACUACAACUUCAACGACAACGAGCUCAUCGUGGGCAUCAUACAGGCUGAGAACUUACCUGCCAUGGACAUGGGUGGCACCUCUGAUCCCUAUGUCAAAGUCUACAUGCUCCCUGACAAGAAGAAGAAGUUUGAGACCAAAGUACAACGCAAGAACCUGAGCCCCGUGUUCAACGAGACUUUCAAGUUCAAGAUCGCCUUUAAUGACCUGGCCCCUCAGACCCUGGUUCUGCAGGCCUUUGACUUUGACCGCUUUGGUAAGCACGAUGUGAUUGGAGAGAUUAAGAUCCCCAUGAACAGCAUUGACCUGGGUCAGCCAAUCCACGAGUGGAGGGAUUUGGAUGGAGGACAGAAAGAAGAGGAGGAGAAGCUGGGAGACAUCUGUAUCUCACUGCGUUAUGUGCCUACGUCCGGUAAGCUGACUGUCUGUGUGAUGGAAGCCAAGAACCUGAAGCAGAUGGACCUUGGUGGCUUGUCAGAUCCAUUUGUAAAACUUGUACUGCAGCACAAUGGCAAACGAGUUAAGAAGAAGAAGACCACUGUGAAAGAGAAGACCUUAAACCCAUACUUCAAUGAAAGUUUCAGCUUUGAAAUCCCAUUUGCCCAAAUACAGAAACUCCAGGUGAUCAUCACCGUUUACGACUACGACAAGCUGGGCAGCAACGACGCCAUCGGGAAGUGCUGGAUCGGCUACGGCGCCACAGGCGUCGGCCUCCGCCACUGGUCAGACAUGCUGGCCAACCCCAGGCGUCCCGUGGCUCAGUGGCACGUUCUGCAGCCUGAGGAGGAGGUGGACGCCGCUCUCAAGCUUCCCGUGCGCUGAGCGCUGAGCGCUGGCCCCAAGCACAGCCUCCGACACGGCGAUUAACCCUGGGCAUCAACGGCAGUUCUAAUUCAUCUCGGCCCCAUCUGCCAAAUGCCAGGCCAAAGGAUGCAAAAGCAACCCCUAAAGCAUUAUCUUCCUAUCCUGACUUUGAACCGAAGUUCCAGCCCUCAACACAGUGCUCAACCCCAAAACUACCAUUUGUUAAACGCACACUGCUCAGACAACAGCAGCACACAUGACAAAAAAUACACCAGCAUGUACAGUAGUCUAGAAUUCCAAAAUCAACUCCUUCUUUUGCACACAUCGUACAUGCCACAUAGUGUUUGUAUACUGUGCCCACUCUAAUCAGAUGUCUCACCUAGUAGCACAGACACCUGCAGACACCUCACACCCAGAUCUUUAUCCUUUAAGCACCCCUUCUGCGUAUAGAGAGGGGAAUAUGUCAUUACUGUAGCUUACGGUUUGUUUUGGAGCAACCCGCCUCUGGAAAUGUCUCUCUCCCCUUUCUUGUGUCCCUCCCUUGGUUUUGUAUAAUGCGUGUUCCCUCACCCCUCCACCAGAACUAUCCAUUCUAAAAUACAGAGACGUAGCAUUAGACAUGUUUUCAUAUAUUUCUUUUAAUAUCGUUGGUUGAUUAUAUUGAUGUGUUUGUGGUUGUGAGUGUUUAAGUGUGUGUGAGUGUGUGUGUGUGUGUGUGUGUGUGUGUGUGUAGUAUGUAUGCAUAUUUGUAUUUGUGUGUCCAUCAUUGUCUGAAAGAACUGUCUGGUUUGCCUACCAUCCCUGAA
This is a messenger RNA of Sardina pilchardus (European sardine), 2062 nucleotides long. RefSeq names its product synaptotagmin Va (gene syt5a). The record is from RefSeq and is a predicted model, not a curated record. Gene Ontology annotation, biological process: cellular response to calcium ion; regulation of dopamine secretion; calcium ion-regulated exocytosis of neurotransmitter. The coding region runs from base 60 to 1274 and encodes 404 amino acids. The transcript is spliced from 9 exons. Gene Ontology annotation, molecular function: phosphatidylserine binding; clathrin binding; calcium-dependent phospholipid binding. Lineage: Eukaryota; Metazoa; Chordata; Actinopteri; Clupeiformes; Clupeidae. Gene Ontology annotation, cellular component: exocytic vesicle; plasma membrane.